This is a messenger RNA of Suricata suricatta (meerkat), 6208 nucleotides long. It is a transcript of the gene SLC6A6, whose product is annotated as solute carrier family 6 member 6. Gene Ontology annotation, cellular component: plasma membrane. The record is from RefSeq and is a predicted model, not a curated record. NCBI's taxonomy places the organism in Eukaryota, Metazoa, Chordata, Mammalia, Carnivora, Herpestidae. Bases 342 to 2204 code for a protein of 620 amino acids. Gene Ontology annotation, molecular function: taurine:sodium symporter activity. Gene Ontology annotation, biological process: taurine transmembrane transport; sodium ion transmembrane transport; neurotransmitter transport. The transcript is spliced from 15 exons.
GAUGGGUGAUGCUGAGAGCUGCCUGCUCAGACAACAGACACGCGAGGUCAGGAAGAAGCCGCUUAUAAAUUACCGCUUCCUCCGCGCCGCCGCCAGCGCAGAGCUCGGGGCCCUGGCCGAAGCCCCGCUCGCUUGCCAGCUCCGAGCCCCGAGGACCGCGAGCCCAGAGACCGAGCCAAGCUGAGAAGGGGCGCGGAGCGCGGAGCCCGCGGGCCAGAGACGGAGCGGGAGGGCAGCCCCCGGCCAGUGGAACCGAGUGCAGCCGAGCGCGGCGCCGCGGCCACCCCAGGUCCAGAACAACAGCCCUUUCUGAGGAGCCUCCAAAACAAAGCCAGGAGGAUAUGGCCACCAAGGAGAAGCUGCAGUGUUUGAAAGACUUUCACAAAGACAUCUUGAAGCCAUCCCCAGGGAAGAGCCCAGGCACGCGGCCUGAAGAUGAGGCAGAGGGGAAGCCUCCUCAGAGGGAGAAGUGGUCCAGCAAGAUUGACUUUGUGCUCUCUGUGGCUGGCGGCUUUGUCGGCUUGGGCAACGUCUGGCGUUUCCCAUACCUCUGCUACAAAAAUGGUGGAGGUGCAUUUCUCAUACCAUAUUUUAUUUUCCUGUUUGGUGGCGGCCUGCCUGUGUUUUUCCUGGAGGUAAUCAUAGGCCAGUACACCUCUGAAGGGGGCAUCACCUGCUGGGAAAAGAUCUGCCCCUUGUUCUCUGGCAUCGGCUAUGCCUCCAUCGUGAUCGUGUCCCUCCUGAACAUUUACUACGUCAUCAUCCUGGCCUGGGCCACAUACUACCUUUUCCAGUCCUUCCAGUCGGAGCUGCCGUGGGCUCACUGCAACCACAGCUGGAACACGCCCCAGUGCAUGGAAGACACGAUGCGCAAGAACAAGAGCCUGUGGGCCACCCUCAACACCAACAACUUCACCUCGCCUGUCACCGAGUUCUGGGAGCGCAAUGUGCUGAGCUUGUCCUCAGGAAUCGACCACCCUGGCUCCUUGAAGUGGGACCUCGCUCUCUGCCUUCUCCUCGUCUGGCUGGUCUGCUUCUUCUGCAUCUGGAAGGGCGUCAAGUCCACGGGAAAAGUCGUCUACUUCACGGCCACCUUCCCCUUCGCCAUGCUCCUGGUGCUGCUGGUUCGUGGACUGACGCUGCCCGGUGCAGGCGCAGGCAUCAAGUUUUAUCUGUACCCCAACAUCAGCCGCCUCGAGGACCCUCAGGUGUGGAUUGAUGCCGGGACCCAAAUAUUCUUCUCCUAUGCCAUCUGCCUGGGGGCCAUGACCUCUCUGGGGAGCUACAACAAGUACAAGUACAACUCGUACAGGGACUGUAUGCUGCUGGGAUGCCUGAACAGUGGUACCAGUUUUGUGUCUGGCUUCGCAAUUUUUUCCAUCCUGGGCUUCAUGGCACAAGAGCAAGGGGUGGACAUUGCUGAUGUGGCUGAGUCAGGUCCCGGUCUGGCCUUCAUUGCCUACCCAAAAGCUGUGACAAUGAUGCCACUGCCCACAUUUUGGUCCAUUCUCUUUUUUAUUAUGCUUCUCUUGCUUGGACUGGAUAGCCAGUUUGUUGAAGUCGAAGGACAGAUCACGUCCUUGGUCGACCUUUACCCGUCCUUCCUAAGGAAGGGUUUCCGUCGGGAAAUCUUCAUCGCCUUCAUAUGUAGCAUCAGCUACUUGCUGGGGCUGGCGAUGGUGACGGAGGGUGGCAUGUAUGUGUUUCAACUCUUUGACUACUAUGCAGCUAGUGGUGUAUGCCUUUUGUGGGUUGCAUUCUUUGAAUGUUUUGUUAUUGCCUGGAUAUAUGGCAGCGAUAACCUUUAUGACGGUAUUGAGGACAUGAUUGGCUACCGGCCCGGGCCCUGGAUGAAGUGCAGCUGGGCCGUGGUCACUCCAGUUCUCUGUGUUGGAUGCUUUAUCUUCUCUCUUGUCAAGUACGUACCCCUGACCUACAACAAAGUCUACGUGUACCCCACCUGGGCCAUCGGGCUGGGCUGGAGCCUGGCCCUGUCCUCCAUGAUGUGUGUCCCCUUGGUCAUGGCCAUCCGCCUCUGCCAGACAGAAGGGCCGUUCCUUGUGAGACUCAAGUAUCUGCUGACCCCAAGGGAACCCAACCGCUGGGCCGUGGAGCGCGAGGGAGCGACGCCCUAUAGCUCCCGCCUGGCCGUGAACGGCGCUCUCGUGAAACCGACCCACAUCAUAGUAGAGACCAUGAUGUGAGCUCUGGGGCAGACGGAGUGUUUCCCUGCUGUUUACUAACAUUAGAUUCUCAUAGGACCAGGUUUACAGAGCUUUCUAUUUGCACUAGGAUUGUUUUUUUAAUUGUCACAGAAAAUGUUACUCUGUGUGUGUGCGUGCGUGUGCGUGUGGUAUCGUGUGUAUGUGUUUUUCGUUUUGAUUUGGGGAUAUUUUAUACAAAAAAGAAAACCCACCGGCAGAUGUCCGGGGCAAGGCAGAGCUUUCAUACUGAAUUAGAUGUAUUUUAUGGGAACUUGGUAAAUUUUUCUUUGUAUUUUUUUUUACAUAUAACUAUAUAUACAUUUAGAGAUUCUUAUACACUUUUCCACUUGAAUCGAUCUUGCCAGCACAGAUCUCAUUUUCAAAAGCAAUUCUUCGGUGCUUGUAUAAGCUGGCAGAAAGUUCUGCCCCAAGAAACACAGGGUGGAAUUUUCCUGGACAGGAGACCCAUUUUAAAGGUGUAGUACCUUCCCAGCCUGGUUCAAGUGGAAGCACACAGCAGGGGGGAGGCCCCGCCAGCUGGCGCGACCCAGAGGGACUAGAGGAAGGAGGGCCAUGAGGAGAGGCUUCGUUCAUUACGCAUGUCUUAGCCAAGAAGAGAGAUGCCGAAAGAGUGAAUCAAUCCCUCCAGUCAAGGGGCUGACCGAAAGCUGACAGGGGAGGCCUCACGGCCAAAGUCUGAUUCUCUAGAAACCAUUGCACCAAGAGCAAAAUCCCACCUGUUAGUUUGAGAUAGAGGGUGGAUAGUCAGAAGGAACGUGAGACAGGUUGUCAGGACCAUUCAUCGGAGGGGGAGCGGCAGGAGCCCCCAAGGGGGCUGGUGAGGAUGGAGCCCCGAUGUUUAGGAGGCCACAGUCCCAGGGCAUCCCAGGUAGAGGUCCGAGGCCGGCCUGCGGGAGCCGGUGGGCUCAGGGCUCCGACCCUCACACAGAUGGGUCUGUUGCAUUUUAAUGGGGUUCUAUCAGGUUCUGGCCGUUCCCCAGCUGAUGGCUCUCGAAGCUGCGUGUAGGAGAGAAGCAUGAUGCAUUUGGUGAGGGACGAGGGGUGAGCCAGUGGACCAAAGGGUGUGGGCCCAGGCGUUCAGAGAAGCCUAGGCUCAGGGAGGGGUGCUUUUCUUUCCUCAUUUCUCCACCCUCAGCUCUGUCCUCAUCUCCCAGGGGCUGGGAGGUUCCUGACAGGCCCCGGCCCAGGGCUGCGCCAGCUCCUUGCUGGGAGUGCCCAGAGUGCUUCUGGAGGCUCACUGCAUCUUUGAUUUGGGCUAAGUGCUCCCAAACCCUCCUCCCUAUUCAGGCACAAGAGUAGCCCUUAGCAGUGACUCAGGAGAUGGUGAAACUGGUCACAACUCCUGUAUUAGCUGGUGUUGGAUACACACUGUGUGGGGACUAAGGAGAGGGAGUAAGAGGGCAUGUUCUAGAAAGGUGGGAUUGUUCAGGGGGCUGGCACCCCAGAACCAGCUUACCCAAGAGCCUGUCUUCUCUGAACCAGGAGGGAAGGUGCUCCACCUCUAAAAUCCCGAGACAGACACGUCUCCAUCCACGCCCCCAUUUGGACCUAAACUGUGCCAUGUAAACUGUCACUUCCAAGUUCGGAGUCUAAACUAGAUACGAAACGUUGUCACGCACAGACGUCAGUGAGGGCCUCAGGGGAGUCUGGAGAGUGGUCCGGCUCCAGUCUUCAGAGCAGGGGCCUCUCUGAAUCCUGGAACCCUUUCUCCAGAUUUGGGAGGGGAGGAGCCUCUGGGGUCCGAGGGGCAGAAGCAAUCCUGAACCUCCCCUCUUUGGCAAGCACUCACAUUUCACUGUUUCCAAAGCAUCUACUCUGCCAAACAAUACCCCGUCCUAUUCCAAACUGUUAAUAAUUCUGUGUUCCCGUUUUUCUAUGUAUUUAUGGUUGUUGCUGUGUCUGAUUUGAUUUUGUCAUUUUCUUCCCCCUAAUUUUACUGAGUAGCAAUGUGACUUGUUUUCCUUUGUCUCAUGGAACUUAGUAAACUAACCACUGUCAACGAUUGGGGACAGGUGACAUGUGGGGUCAAGAGGGGGCUUGGCACACUGUGGCUGCCUGGGCAUUUGUGGUCAUUUCAGGCUACAAUAUCUCCCCUCUGCUGAAAGGCUACAGUAUUUUGGGUUGGUAGGCAAAUUGCAACAUUCUGGAAAUGGCCUGGGAAAGGCCUCCUCUUAUAAGAUUCGCAGACCAAAUUCUAGACCAAAGAUGCAUGCAGACCAAGUCCCCAGGCCUAGCCUGGAAGGAAGGUCAGCCACUUUCCCCAAGCCCGUCCCUCGACAAUCUCCCAGCGCACCUGUCUCCAACUGGACCCUCUUGUCAACCCCCCUCGCCCUUGUGUUUCUGCAGAGCUUGGCUCUGUGUGUACAAGGUGUAACGGUGCGUGACUUUUCUAUGUCUCCACGUAAACAAAACUUGUCCUUGGAGCUCAUGACUCUGGUCCCCUCUCUGUCCCGGGACAGGUCAGAAUUUCCAGUGCCCGCACAUAGCCCAGUCGGCCACCUCUGGAAGGGAAGCGAGGGAGACAGUUAAAUAACUUUUUUUAGGGUGCAGAAAUGGGAAAGGGCCUCAGGCUAAACCCCGCCCAGGGAGAUACUUCGCUGGGCCUGGCACAGGCCAUGUCAGUGCCCGCAGCAGGCGGUCUUGCACGGUCGGUGUCUCCCCAGUCAGCGCCCUUAUAAAAUGGGGAAACUGAGACCUGGUGUGAGGAAGAGACUGGGUGCAGUGAGCUAGGAUGGCCCCUGAGUCCAUUCCGGCUGCAGGUUCUCCAAGGGGUGUGUGGCGAGUGGCGCGUGCAGCUCCCCAAGGUUCUCCCUGAAGACCAAAGACGGGCCUUUCUGAAAUAGGAAGUGCUCUGUCCCCCAGCGUUCAGGGACAAGGAGAGCAGCACCCCCCACCCUCUCACCAUCCUCGGGCCAACUGGACCUCAAGCUGGUGCCACCGGUGACUGGCCUCCCUCCAGUAGGAGAGGCAGCCUAUUCACCCUGGCCCUGCACCCAGCAGCCCUCCGUGAGCUAGGAACGGACAUCUCUGUUGCACAUGAGGAAACUGAGGACGGAUGAAGCCAGCUGGUGUGCAAGAGGCAGGCUCCCUGAGGCAGGAUUUAGCCUGAGGCCGUGUGGGACAUUCCCAGGCAGUCAGAGGUGAGUGGCCUUGGGUGAUUCCUGGGUGACACAGCCCCCUCUCCAUACCUCUGCGCCCUCAUUCUUACCCCAGACCCCCAGCGCGGCCCUAGAGAAGGUGGCAAAAUCCAAGGGGAGUGAGUCACCCUCAGCCUGGCCACAGGGCCAUCUUGUACCUGGUACCACUGCACAGCGGUGCCCCUCUGGACGGGGAAAUGCCCUGGGCACCCAGCGCUGAAGGCAGAGGUGCCUCCCUUCCCCUCAAGUCUCACACACUGGCCAGGAAGGGACCCAGGAGAAACCUUGAGGCGGCUAGAGGUCCCAAUGUCAGGCAGCCCCAGGCUGGGCUGUCCCUGUGGAUGCUGGACAUAGCCCGGUGCAAAAACCCAACAAGCACAAACCAAACAAAAUCCCAGAUUAUCAAAACGCAGACAGGGGUGUGGACCACCCGGAAGCCAGAGAAUAGCAUUUCCCGCGCCCCGCCCCCCACACCCUGGUAACGCCUGGCCCUCAGAAUGCUCUUGUUUUAAUAGGAAGCUAUGUUUCAUUGUUCUCUUGUUGGUGUCACUACAGACGUGUUCUGACAGUUCCCUGAGGGAUGGAGCAUCUUGUUAUAGAUUUGGCUUCAAACUGAGAUGUUGGCUCCAUCUCUUUCUUUCUUUCUCCCCCCCUACUUUUUUUUUUUUACCCAAUUAAUUUUCGAAUCCCUAGCAACUGUGACUCUGUAUUUAGCACAAGAGAAAGCUGAGAACAUGGGUCUUGCCUCCUUCCAGAAAUCUGUCUGGCUCAUCAGGACUUUUUUUUAAAACUUCAAAAUAUUUUUAAGAUAUUUUAAACUUUUGUAAAAAAAAAAAAAUCACCCAA